Messenger RNA from Megachile rotundata (alfalfa leafcutting bee), 449 nucleotides. RefSeq lists its product as uncharacterized. The record is from RefSeq and is a predicted model, not a curated record. NCBI's taxonomy places the organism in Eukaryota, Metazoa, Arthropoda, Insecta, Hymenoptera, Megachilidae.
AAACCAGAUUUUCUUUACUCGAAUAUACACGUGUGACACGGUUUUGUUUUGCGUAUUGAACUCCAAACAGAAGAUGGCUCAGGGAAAAUUGAAAGUUAAAACUAAAGUGCCGGCUUCAGCAAAAGGAAAAGCUAAGAACAAAAGUAAUAAAGGGCCUGGUAUUCAACGACGAAACAAUGCACCUAUUCAACCAAAAAAGAAGAAAUUUGAAGAAUCACACAAGUUGAAACAAAUGAUCAGUAAAACAGUUAAUAGGGCCAUGGAAAAUGAACUACGGGAAAAGGCAUUAGAUGGAAAACAAUCUCUUAGAAGAAAGGAAGCUUCAACAUCGCAAAAGAAAUAAUUAAGUACAGUGUUGGUGUGUAAUAUUAAAAAGAAACUAUAUUUCUUGUUUAUUGAGCGAGCGAGCCGAAGGGGAACGAAGCUCUUAUACUUGAUUUUCCAACUUC